AUGAUGCUGACACGUCGACUAAUUCUCCGGCAAAAACUGCCUCGAAUCACCCGAGUGACCUUCACUCGCCACAAUUCCUCCGGAGAAGUGCAAACAGAGUACAUAGGACAGCUAGAAGUGAGGUUAUCCCCACACAAGCCUCUAGCAAAACGCCGCCCGCCUUUCGCCAAGAACCUCUUUUUAGGAAAAUACGACACAGAAUUUUGCGCUUUUCCCGAGCCGCAGAACUACGACCGGCAAAAGGAGUUCUUCGAGUGGCUGAAACCCAUCGAAAAUUUAGUAACAAGUAACAUCAACCCUGAUGCAAUCGACAAGAGUGCAAAAAUUCCCCAGGAUGUAAUUGACCAAUUAAAAGACCUAGAUGUCCUACGAGCCGCUGUUCCAGACGAGUACAAAGGCCUGGGUCUUAAUUUCAGCGAAAUAUCUAAAUUAAUUGAGACACUCUCUCACGUUCCACCAUUAGGAGCUUACCUAGCCAAGCAAGCUCACGCUAUUUCUCUGAUAGCCAACCACGCCUCGGACAUCCAAAAGGAAAUUUAUCUAACGAGAAUAGCAACUGGAGAAAUAACUCCUACAGUUUGCAUAUGCGAGAACACCCAAGUGUCCAAUGCAGCUGCUAUCCAGUGCUACGCUGAGCGAUCAGCUGAUGAUAAAUUCUGGAUUUUAAACGGGUCUAAAACCUUCGUAGCAAAUGCAGAAAAUUCUAAUUUAUUUUUAGUCUUUGCUGAUUAUUACGAGCAGGGCAGAAACUUUAAACCCGAGGACCGAGUUACUGCUUUUUUAGUCGAAAAAGAUUUCGGAGGGAUCACCGUGCAUGAGCCUGUCGACACAAUGGGCCUCAGAGGAUACACUUUAAGCCAGGUGACCUUCAAAGACACUCAAGUGCCUAUUAACAACGUUGUUGGAGAAUUAGGCUCAGCUUCCGAGCUCUUUGGAAAUAUUUUUAGUGAGGGUAAAGAAUUUAUCGGGAGCCAAGCGAUUGGUUUGACGAAAAACUUCCUCGAGCUGCUGAUAAAAAGUCUCAAGUCCGACCCGGACUUCAACGCGACCACGUUUAAGAAUGAAACUGUCCAGGAAGUUGUUGGAAAAAUAUCCUGCAGUAUCUUCGCGAUGGAGAGUGUCGUUUAUAUGACCACCGGGAUGAUUGAUACCUUUGCGAAUCAAGAUUGCGACGUGGAGAAGUGUAUUGUAGAAUAUUUCUGCAAUGAAACUUGCAUCCAGAGUCUUCUAACUGGAGUACCGCUGCUGGGGUCUUCGUCUUUUAUUAGAGGCUCGGGAAUUGAGCGAUUGCUGAGAGACGCAAUGUGUCUCACUAGCUUUGAUGGGUCGGUGCUUAAUACUAAAGCUGCGAUUGCGCUUCAGGGGGUGCAGUUCAACGGCAGGCAGACUCAUGAGACAGUGAGAGUCAAGAGGAACCCUCCGAUGUUCCCUAAAAAGGUUCUGGAGAUGAUGCUCAAGUUAAAGAAGGACAAGAGCUUGUACAUUGCUGAUAAUAUGCAUCCGACUCUCAUGCACUCGGCGACGCUACUCGAGCAGACGAUUCUUAAGUUUGAGAAGGUCAUUGCGACUAUUCUUAUCCGCCAUGGCUUUGAAGUCACAGAUAAACAGAUGGAUCUCUGUAGGAUUGCUGAUGUUGCUUCUUAUUUGUAUGUUAUGGCUGCUAUUCUUGCUCGCUCGUCCAGGUCUUAUUGUUUGGGGCUUAGAGACAGCGAGCUGGAGCUCAAGAUGGCGCAAAUUCAUGCGUAUAUUCUGUACCAAAAAGCUCAGGUGCUGGUUGAUGAAUUGGAGCAUGGGGACUGGAUUAAUGGAGAUUACUUGAUCAAGGAAAUUGCUGAUACUGCUUUUGAGAAGAACAAGUUCUUUGUUGAACAUCCUCUUGCUAGAGCUUUCUAA
Messenger RNA from Cotesia congregata, 1893 nucleotides. The record is from the annotation of a GenBank genome assembly. Lineage: Eukaryota; Metazoa; Arthropoda; Insecta; Hymenoptera; Braconidae.